GCGAAAGAGUUUACGAUUAGUUGUUUACAAAUGUUCUCGGAUCGACUCGUGUUUUCAAAUCACUCAUAUUCAAGUUUCCUUAUUUAUUCCUCUUAGCUUCCUUAUUUAUUCUUCGUGGUCAUGGCUGGAAUGUCAUUGAAUGACUACUUUCAGAGGGUACAAGGAGCCUUUUAUAACCAAGAUGGAGAAACUCUGGGGGAGCUGAUAUCAUUCAGAGAUCCUCAUGUUAUGAGCUCAAGAUUGAUGAUAGAAAAGCCAGAGCGAGAUGUAGAAAGGUGCAUCGAUCAGUCUCUUGCAGAAAUUAUUGCUGGGCACUUAAGAGCAGUGUGGGCAGCAAGUUCUGGAGACUGUGUAGAAGCUUGGAAGACACAGAUGAUCGUUGUACAUUCUAUAGCCCGGUUUCUGCAAGAGUUCAAAGAAGAGAAGUGGAUGCUCCCAAUGAUGAACAAUGCAUGUUUAGACUUAAGGUUAUUUGCACUGGCGGCAGAUCAGGAGUUAACACGGACGGGAAAAAGCAAGCCUGGAGAAACUCUAGAGAAGGCUGCUGAAGCACUUAUGAGCUGCUUCAGAGUGUGCGCUGCUGACACGCGAACAGGGGAAGAUUGUACAAAGCGAUGGGGAUUACUGUACCUGGUCAAUCAGUUCUUCAAGAUAUACUUCAAGAUCAACAAACUCAACCUGUGCAAGCCAAUGAUCCGUGCAAUUGAAGCGCUGGCUUUCAAGGACCGCUUUUCACUCUCCCAGCUCAUCACCUACAAAUAUUACACAGGCAGAAAAGACAUGUUUGAUUCUGAUUUUAAGUCAGCUGAUGCUACACUUUCAUUUGCCUUUCAAAGAUGCCAUAAAGGGAGCAGAAAGAAUAAGAGACGCAUCCUAAUUUACCUCAUUCCUGUUAAAAUGUUGCUGGGUUACUUGCCAAAACUGUCACUACUUGAACGAUACAAUCUGCCAGAGUUCCGUGAAGUUGUAGCAUCCGUUCGGCAGGGAAAUGUACGCCUUUUGUCAGAGACUUUGACAAAGCACAAGAGUUUCUUCAUUGGUGCAGGAAUCUACCUUAUUCUUGAGAAAUUGAAAACACUUGCUUUCAGAAACCUAUUUAAGAAGGUGUACCUCAUGCUUGGGACCCACCAGAUUGAGAUUACAUACUUCCUGCAGAGUCUCAAGUGGAUGUGUGUUGAAGAUGUGGACUUAGAUGAGACAGAGUGCAUCCUAGCCAACAUGAUUUAUGAUGGUCGGAUGAAGGGGUACAUUUCCCAUGCUCAUAGGAAGCUUGUUGUUAGCAAAAAGGAUGCAUUCCCUCCUUUGAUAUCAAUCUAGGUGAAAGAGCUGGGUAUGAGCUGCUGUAAUUUCAGAGUUUACCUGUGUCUCUUUGGUGUUUUUAGUGUUCAAAUGAAAAUUAUGUGAGAAGGUAUAAAAAUGUUCAAUAAUAAAUAAAGUGCCAUUGCAUAUGUUCAUUAUUUUUUUAUUCUGCUUUUUGUAGAAUUAUUUUGAUGGAGGGGGAAAGUAAGGAUAUAGAAUGGCCCAAGAUGAGUU
Penaeus monodon (black tiger shrimp) is the source of this 1533-nucleotide messenger RNA. It is a transcript of the gene PCID2, whose product is annotated as PCI domain-containing protein 2-like. NCBI's taxonomy places the organism in Eukaryota, Metazoa, Arthropoda, Malacostraca, Decapoda, Penaeidae. Gene Ontology annotation, cellular component: transcription export complex 2. Gene Ontology annotation, biological process: poly(A)+ mRNA export from nucleus; post-transcriptional tethering of RNA polymerase II gene DNA at nuclear periphery; transcription elongation by RNA polymerase II. Gene Ontology annotation, molecular function: RNA binding; double-stranded DNA binding. The transcript is spliced from 9 exons. Bases 121 to 1317 code for a protein of 398 amino acids. The record is from RefSeq and is a predicted model, not a curated record.